This is a messenger RNA of Tarenaya hassleriana, 575 nucleotides long. RefSeq lists its product as uncharacterized. The coding region runs from base 114 to 575 and encodes 153 amino acids. The transcript is spliced from 3 exons. Lineage: Eukaryota; Viridiplantae; Streptophyta; Magnoliopsida; Brassicales; Cleomaceae. The record is from RefSeq and is a predicted model, not a curated record.
CUUUGCGUUUUCAUUCGUUUACUCUCACUGUACGCUGCCGUCUCUUUCAGAUUAUCUCUUUUCUAGGAUUGAGCACGUAAUCCAUCUGUCGUUUUUCUUCGUUCGUCUCUGCAAUGGCGCAAGAGGAGGAUGCUAACGGUGCUUCGGCCGAGAAGACGGUGACGUUCACGGCGGUUAAGCCGCAGCUUACGGUUGAGGCACCCAAAGCAGCGGACGCUAUUCAGUUCUACAAGUCUGCGUUUGGUGCUGUGGAGUGCGGACGCUCUCUGAACCCUAAACGUAAGGCCGACCAGGAGCUCCCUCACAUCCUCUCCGCCGAGCUUCAGCUCGCUGGUUUUGCUUUCCUCGUCUCCGACGCUACUGGUGAUUCAGCUACUGCUGGAAAGACCGAGGGAGUCUCCAUGUCUCUGUGCCUGGAGACCGAAAACUUCGAAGCCGCUGUGGACGGAGACGCAGCGACCGAGGGUGAAGCCAGCGCGUGCUGCGGCGGAGGCGUGCAAGCGGUGCUGAAGGAUCCCUACGGCUUCGCCUGGAUCAUCUGCUCCUCCACGAAGAAGGCGGAAACCGUCGAGUAA